Penicillium salamii is the source of this 825-nucleotide messenger RNA. The record is from the annotation of a GenBank genome assembly. NCBI's taxonomy places the organism in Eukaryota, Fungi, Ascomycota, Eurotiomycetes, Eurotiales, Aspergillaceae.
AUGAUGGCUGAAACAGAUAACCUCCCUCGCAUUCUUUGCCUCCAUGGUGUUGGAUCAAACGCAGACAUCUUACUCCUCCAAACACGAGCUUUGCGCGAAAAGCUCUCCUCAUCAUUCCGUUUCGUUUUCGCAAAUGGACCCUUCUUUUCCGAAGCUGGCCCUGGAGUACUCCCUGCAUACGCAGGUGCAGAUCCAUAUCGAAGAUGGCUUCGUUGGAUUGAAUCACAUCGGGUACUGAAGCCGAAAUUUCAAGUUGAAGCCAUUCGAAGAUGUCUUGAAGAUGCAAUGGCUCAAGAUGAUGAAUCCGGAGGUUGUGGGCCGUGGAUUGGCCUGCUGGGUUUCAGCCAGGGUGCGAGACUGAGUGCCUCCAUUUUAUUCGAGUCUCAGAGACGCCAGGAAGCAAAAGAAAAGGGUGUACCUAUUACAGGAUAUGAGGGGACUUCGGAAUCUACGCUUUGGAGUCAGAAUUGGCAGUUCGCUGCUUUGUUUGCCGCUCCUGCGCCGCUUGUCGCAUUAUCGCCGGAAACGGGCAAUCUGCCAUUGCAGAAUCCGACUGAACUUGGGGCCUCUCUGGAGGAUUUGGAAAAAGCUCUGAAGGAUAUGGAAAAGGUCAAUCCUUAUGGAGAAUUAUCAAUUGAGAGACCGACACUUCAUGUGAUAGGAGUUGAAGAUGAAUGGGCUCCGUCGCAAAGGAAGCUUUACGAUACGUAUUGUUCAGCCGACGCAAGAUUUUUGCUUGAGUGGGAAGGUGAUCACCGAAUACCCAUUCAGACGUCUGAGAAUGAUCAGAUAUGCGCAAGGAUUUUAGAAAUGGCGGGCAAAUAA